Molecule: messenger RNA, 10421 nt
Organism: Mauremys mutica (yellowpond turtle)
Lineage: Eukaryota; Metazoa; Chordata; Testudines; Geoemydidae
Product: 1-phosphatidylinositol 4,5-bisphosphate phosphodiesterase gamma-1-like
Exons: 36
Coding region: 2332-6219 (1295 amino acids)
Biological process (GO): positive regulation of epithelial cell migration; phosphatidylinositol-mediated signaling; phospholipid catabolic process
Molecular function (GO): protein binding; phosphatidylinositol-4,5-bisphosphate phospholipase C activity; calcium ion binding
Source: RefSeq, a predicted model, not a curated record
CAUGGCCCUGACCCUCCUUCUCCUCCCAGGCAGCCCACACCCCCGCCUUGACUCUCCUCUUCCCCUUCCAAGUGUCUUCAUACCCCCGACCCUCCCCCACUCAUCCCGGGCACCCCACCACCCUGCCUCCCACUUGCCCUACCAGGCAUCCCUCCACCUCCUCUCCUCCUCUCAGGCACCCACAACCAUCACCACCAUCUGCUGUGCCAGCAGCACUUCCAGCCAUGUGACAGGCAUCUGCUCCUGGUAGUUAGAAGAUUGGCACACUUAAAGUGAAAACAACCCAGCACGCUGCAAUAAAAAAGCCAAGGCAGUAGAAAAACUGGCCAAGUGGCAAUUGCUAACAUGGAAAAGUAAUAUAGGAUAAUGUCUAAUGUAUUUGUAGCUGUCUUUUAAUGCAAUUGAGUAACUAGAAAUAAGGAAGAUCUGGCACCAUAUGAACAUACAACUUUCCACAGACCAACAGCAGGUGCGCUGUGGACUACAGUUUGACAACCGCAGUACUAGUAGCCUGAUUCAAAGUCCAUUGAGGUACAGUGUGUUGCAGUAAUCAAGCCUGGAAGAUAUGAAUACAUGAGUCACUGCAGCCAAACCUGCACUUAUCUGGAUGGGAUGCAGUCUCCUGUCCAGCUAGAGAUGGAAGAAGUGUUGCUGUGCACGUUAAUCUGGAAAAACACAGUCAAUACUUGGAGGAGGGGUCGCCACAGAAAACCCAAGGUGCUGCACGGAGAAGUGAGGUUGGUGGAAAUCCUCGCCGUGAGUCAGUACCGAAUGACCACCUCCCAGAGAGUGCUGUGCUCCAGGAAGGGCCAUCUUUUGGCUGAGAGGAACCCAGCGUGCUCCAGCAAAUACAGGAUCAUCUGCUGCAACAGUGGGCGAGCCAACCGCUGAAACUGCUCCCAUUGGUUUUGAUACCAGCGAGAGCAAACAAAACACAAAAGAAAAACGAGGCAAAGGAAACUACAGCGUGACACGUUCUUGGACAUAGCUGUAUAGAAAAAUGUAACAGUCUCCAGCGUCGUUUUUAAAAACUGAGGGGAAUGAACAUUUGCGCACUGUGCUUCAAGAGUACUGCAAAUGUAUAAGAAUCCUUCUCACUGCACCUGUACCAUCCUGCACUAUGGAAUGCUCAUUCUCCAGCCUCAGAAGACUUAAAAAUGAUCUCCGGUCAUCAAUGGGACAGAUGCGACUGAAGAAUGUGGCUGUCCUUAACGUGCCUCAAGACCAUACUAGGGAACUAGAUGUAAAUACGAUUGCUGACAGUUUCAUCCAGAAAGCUACGAGAGACGUAAUGUCUUUAAACUGGGAUGUUAGUGAAGACGGCUUGUGGUUUCCUCUGGGCGUCCAUUUCAUCAGCCUGAAAUUAAUCAGCAGCAAGAGGGAGAGAGAGAAAAGGGGGGAGAAACCCCCCUUGUCAUCUUGAUCCCCAAGCAGAAGCAGAGCAGCAGCCCCCAGGAAUUCACACCAGUACUCCCUCGCCAGGAUCUGCAGGCGGGCUCCCUGACUGUGAUCUGCUGGAGCAGGGGGAACCCCACAUCCUCCAGAUUCCCUGCCAGAAAUCUACUGGACCAACUCCUCUUCAUUCCUCCCCAGGAUCCGCAGGAAAAGCCAUCAGGAGAUCGCCUGUCCCUCCUCCACUCCAGCCCUCCCCACCCCCAGUUUGGAGGAGGUUGCUCUUUGCUUGCUGAGGGGGAAUUCUCUGAAUCUGGCUGGACAGUUUUUUUACUUUGCACCCUCUGGGCUUCUUUCCUGCAUCUCUUCCACCACUGACAGUAAAACCCAGCCUCGCAGAGCUCUGCAAGGGGCUGUCCCUCCAUGCCUCCCUGCAGCGCCAACAGCUCCAGCUCCCAUGCAUGGAUUGUAUGGAUUUUGUGUGUGUAAAGGGGCUGCUGUAAUUUCAGCCUCCUCGACCUGCCCUGGUUGGAUUAUUUUUUAUAGCUCUGAUUUGAAAAGCAGCCACCAAGCCUUCCUGCCUGCCUGAUCUUUCACUGCUGCAGCUGCAGCUGUAUUAUAGCAGGGAAGCCUCAUUCCUGGGUUGCAGAGAGAGAAGGUUGCAGGAUCCUUCAAUCCCACCCCCUUCCUCUUUCCACAGCUCCGAGGAGAGUCCUGGCUCUUUGCAGCAUAUGUGGUGCAUCGGAGUGGAAGCCAGCACCAGUAGCCACUGCAGCAAAGGAAGCACUUGUCUCGGGUGAUUUGGGGGAAAGGAAUUGAAAAUAAGAGGGUAGAUUUUGUUUCUGAGGGUCUUGGCUUCAUUUCCCAAAGGCUCGUUCCUUUCAUGAAUGACACAGAUCCUGCUCUGUGAUUCCUUCAGGCGAUGGCCAUGCAGUAAAGAUGUCAGUGUCCAGGCUGAACAGUGUCAAUGGGUUUUUGGAGGACUCCAGGAUGGAGGUUGGGGACAUGGGGAGGAUCCUCAGGAGUUUGGAAAUUGGGACCGUGCUGACCUUGUUCUACCAAAAAAAGUCCCAGAGGCCAGAGAGGAGGACGUUUCAGGUGAAGCUGGAGACCAGGCAGAUCAUUUGGAGCCGGACGCCUGAGAAAGUGGAAGGAGACAUUGACAUUCGGGAGAUAAAAGAGAUCCGCCCAGGGAAGAAUUCCCGGGAUUUUGAACGAUAUCCAGAAGAUGCUCGGAAACUGGACUCCACCAUGUGUUUCAUCAUCCUGUAUGGACAGGAUUUCAGGCUCCGGACACUCAGUGUUGCUGCCUUCUGUGAGGAAGACGUCAACGUGUGGAUGACGGGCCUGAACUGGCUGGUGACGGACACUCAGAAAGCCCAGACGCCGCUGCAGGUUGAAAGGUGGCUGCGGAAACAGUUUGACUUGAUGGACAGGACGAGAGAAGGCAGUAUCACGGUGAAGGAUCUGAAGGCCAUGCUGCCCCAGGUGAACUACCGGGUGCCCAAUAUGAGGUUCCUGCGGGACAAGCUAGUGGAAGUGGAAGCCAGGAGCGACAUGGCCUUCACCCACUUCACUCACUUCUACAAAAACCUAAUGUUCGAUGCUCAGAAAUCGGUCAUCGAGCAGCUGGAGCUCUCCUUCCCCUUGCGGAACGUUGACCGGGCGGAGCUGUGCCAGAUUACACUGUACGACUUCCAGAAGUUCCUGCAGCACGACCAGAAGGAGCCCUGGGCCAGUGACAUCGGCAAGGUGCGGGAGUACAUGUGUGGCUGCCUCAGGGACCCCUUCAGUGACAUGGCAGAACCCUUCUUCCAGCUGGAUGAGUUUCUGAUGUACCUGUUCUCCAGGGAAAACAUGGUCAUGGACGCCAAGUACGAGCGGGUGGUCCCAGAGGAGAUGAACUACCCGCUGUCCCACUACUGGAUCUCCUCCUCCCACAAUACGUAUCUGACUGGGGACCAGUUCUCCAGUGAGUCCUCGCUGGAAGCCUACGCUCGCUGCCUCCGGAUGGGCUGCCGCUGCAUAGAGCUGGACUGUUGGGAUGGUCCAGACGACCUGCCAAUCAUCUACCACGGACACACACUCACCUCCAAAAUCAAAUUCCUGGAUGUCCUGCACACCAUCAAGGAACACGCCUUCGUGACCUCUGAGUUCCCCAUCAUCCUCUCCAUUGAGGACCACUGCAGCAUCGUCCAGCAGAGGAACAUGGCCUCCCACUUCAAGAAGGUCUUUGGGGACAUGCUGCUCACCAAGCCAGUGGACAUCAACGCCGAUGAGUUGCCUUCCCCCACCCAGCUCAAGAAGAAAAUCCUCAUCAAGCACAAGAAGCUGGUGGAAGGGAACCUUUACGAAGAAGUCUCCACGGCCAGUUACUCGGAGAAUGACAUCAGCAACUCCAUCAAGAAUGGCAUCCUGUACCUUGAGGACCCCAUUGAUCAUACCUGGAGCCCACAUUACUUUGUGCUGACAAGCAACAAGAUCUAUUACUCCGAGGAGACGUCCCGCUACCAGUCCAACGAGGAUGAGGAAGAGGUGGAACAAAAAGAGGAGUUUAACAACAACGAGCUGCACUUCAGCGAGAAGUGGUUUCACGGGAAGCUGGGCGGGGGGCGUGACGGGCGCCAGAUCGCUGAGAAGCUGCUGCACGAGUACUGCACCGAGACGGGUGGGAAGGAUGGCACCUUCCUGGUGCGGGAGAGCGAGACCUUUGUGGGAGAUUACACCCUCUCCUUCUGGCGGUCCAGCCGAGUCCAGCACUGCCGCAUCCACUCCCGGCAGGAAGCCGGCACCACCAAGUUCUACUUGACGGACAACCUGGUGUUCGACAGCCUCUACAGCCUGAUCUGCCACUACCGCGAGGUGCCGCUGCGGUGCAAUGAGUUUGAGAUGAGGCUCACAGACCCCGUGCCGCAGCCCAACGCCCACGAGAGCAAAGAGUGGUACCAUGCCAACCUGUCCCGCCUGCAGGCCGAGCACAUGCUGAUGAGGGUGCCCCGGGACGGAGCCUUCCUGCUGCGCAAACGCAGCGAGCCCAACUCCUAUGCUAUCUCCUUCAGAGCGGAGGGCAAGAUCAAGCAUUGCCGCAUCCAGCAGGAGGGCCGGCUCUUCAUGCUGGGCAGCUCCGCCGAGUUCGAGAGCCUGGUGGAUCUGGUGAGCUACUAUGAGAAGCACCCGCUCUACCGCAAGAUGAAACUCCGCUAUCCCAUCAACGAGGAGACGCUGGAGAAGAUGGGCACCGCUGAGCUGGACUAUGGAGCCCUGUAUGAAGUGCGAACCCCUCACUUCUACGUGGAGGCCAACAAGAUGCCAAUGGCCAGGUGUACGGUGAAGGCCCUCUACGAUUACAAAGCCCAGCGGGAAGACGAGCUCUCAUUCUGCAAACAGGCCAUCAUCCACAACGUGGACAAGCAGGAUGGAGGCUGGUGGCGGGGAGACUACGGGGGCAAGAAGCAGCUGUGGUUCCCAGCCAACUACGUGGAGGAGAUCAUGAACGUGCUGGUACAGGAGCAGGACGAGGCUUCGGCAGAAAACAGCCCCCUGGGGAACUUCCUGAAAGGGUUCAUUGACGUACCGUCCUGCCAUGUAGUUAUCUCCAAAGACGGGAGGAGCUCCAAACCAUUUGUCUUCACCAUCCAUUCCCAGCAGAUGUCCCACCCGUCCCAAUCACUGGACGUGGCUGCAGACACACAGGAGGAACUCAACGACUGGGUGGCCAAGAUCCGGGAGGCCACACAGAACGCAGAUGCCAGGAUGCAAGAGGGGAAGAUCAUGGAGCGGAGGAAGAAGAUCGCCCUGGAGCUCUCCGAGCUGGUCGUUUACUGCCGCCCGGUGCCAUUUGAUGAAGAGAAGAUCGGCACAGACAAGGCUUGCUAUCGGGACAUGUCCUCCUUCCCCGAGACCAAGGCCGAGAAGUACGCCAACCGCAGCAAGGGCAAGAAGUUCCUGCAGUACAACCGGCGCCAGCUCAGCCGCGUCUACCCCAAGGGCCAGCGCCUGGACUCCUCCAACUACGACCCGCUGCCCAUGUGGAUCUGCGGCAGCCAGCUGGUGGCCCUUAACUUCCAGACCCCCGAUAAACCAAUGCAGUUGAACCAGGCCCUGUUCAUGCUGGGAGGCCGCAGCGGUUACGUCCUGCAGCCAGACAUCAUGAGGGACGACUUGUUUGACCCCUUUGACAAGAGCAGCCUGAAGAUCGUGGAACCCAUCACUGUGCAGCUCCAGAUCCUAGGCGCCCGGCAUCUCCCCAAGAAUGGCAGGAGCAUCGUGUGCCCCUUCGUGGAGGUGGAGGUCUGCGGCUCGGAGUUUGACAGCAGCAAGAACAAGACGGACGUCGUAGCUGAUAACGGCCUGAACCCCGUGUGGCUUUUCAAGCAGUUCGUCUUCGACAUCAACAACCCUGAGUUUGCCUUCCUGCGCUUUGUGGUGUACGAGGAGGACAUGUUCAGCGACCCCAACUUCCUGGCCCAGGCCACCUUCCCCGUCAAGGGCCUCAAAACAGGCUACCGGUCAGUGCCCCUGAAGAACAGCUACACUGAGGAUCUGGAGCUCUCCUCCCUGCUCAUCCACAUCGAAAUCAUCAACGCCAAGGAAGAAGACGAGGAGAACCUGUACUCCUCCAUCCAGCAGCUGCGUGACCGAGCCAGCGAACUCUCCAACCGGGUCUCGAGCUUCGAACACAGCAACAACUGUGACUUGCGCCACCAGCAGUGGCUGGACGAGCUGCGGGCAGCCAAGGAGCGGCUGAUGGAGCUGACCGAAGUGCGCAACAGGAAGCUGAUGGAGAAAAAGAAGAGAGAUCGACAGAUGGCCAACAAGCACAACUGAGCCAGCCGCGGGGCUCUCCCAGCUGGGGCCCUCUGCUGGGGAGCCUGGAAAUUCUUGCCCGCAGGAGAUCUGGCUGCUGCUACCAGCCAUCCCCUCAACAGUCCACCUUUCCAGCUGGCUCGCUGCUCUCACCCUGCAUCCGUCGGCUGCCCUGGGGGGAAGAGACAUUGGCUGCUAGAACCGCAGCACUUGCAGGACCUGGAGAGAACUAGAGGUGGUUCUGAAGAUGGGAGCGCAGAGCUGUGUUAGCACCUUUCCUGUUGUAACAACCGAGCUUUUCAAUGAGAUGGAAAAGGGGUCACGUGUCAGGGCGCGCAAUGUUCUCAAGAGGAUUCGAGCAGCCACCCGGGGCAGGGGUUCCCAGCAGCCGCCUUAUCCCCAGUCAGUCUGAUCUGCUUCAACAUCUGUUAAAAAAAAAAAAUUUCACCACCAUGAGACUUCCAAAAGGGGGGAGGGAAGAGGGACAUCUCAGGAGCUGUAGGUUCAAAUCCUUUCGUAACUCACCAGUCUGCCUGUGUUCACGGUGGCGUCCCUGGAUGACAUUUCUCUGCCGUACAAAACCACCGCACGCACAGGGGCCCUGGGAGUGCCAAGGGUAGCAGGAGUGACUGGCCCGGGGGGCUGCAGGUUGUAAUGGAGGGGCACCGGCAGAGCAGUGUGUGGAGCAGGAGGGUGUGUGCUCUGCCUGGCUGUUCCCCUCACAAGGGUUAGAGGAAACCCUGCCCCCUAUUUAUUUAUUUAUUGGGAGGCUGGCGCUUGAUCCCUUGCUCCGCGGCCCUUUAGAGUCGGGGUGACACUUGCUGAUGUGUUGCAGCUCUCCCUGAGCCUGCAGGGCCUGGGGAGCUGCUGUGACCCCCAGGCUCCUGCUCUGCAACGAGAUAAACGGUCUGAAUUGCCCUCAGACAUUCCCAAGAGGCAGCCAAAGGCCACUACCAGUCACCCUGACAUGCUGGGGGGGCAGAGGCCCCAGUGCAUCCCUGGGAGCCUCAGGCUGAACGGCCGACGGCGGGAGCCACACAGCUGUGGGGGGCUUCCCAGCCCUGCUCCAGUAAGACAGGUACAUUCCCAUUCCCCCUGGCUGCAGUUCCCUCCUCCUGGAGCAGAUCAGAGCCUGGGGAGCUGCCCGGCCCCAGGCUGGUGAGUGGAGCUUCUGGCUCUGCCUGGCCUUGUGCAGCUGAGGUCGAGGGGUUCUUGUCAUUGCCACUGAAAGGGCUUUUCACCUCUGCGUUACCCGCUGCCCAUCACCUCGUUAGCUUGUCGAGCAGAAGGGUGCAGGGAACCGGGAUGAGGAAUCGGUGGACUGAGAAGCAGCUGCACUCUGCACGUAGCUAGGGCUUUCCACCGUCCCAGUGCUGGACAGCUCCGCAACCCCCGGCAGGGAGGUGAGUCAGGAUCGUUCGCCCCACCGGACCAACCAAGAAACUGAGGCACAGAGAAGGGAAGGGGGCAUGCAACAAGCCAGUGGCUUCGGACCCAGGCGUCCAACCGAUCGUGCUGCCUCCCUGCACGUUUGAGUUGGCCUAAGAAAGGACUAUCAGCAGGCGCGCUCACACAAUGACUAGGAUUAGGCACCACAGACAGGAGCCCGGCUCACUCAGACCCACUUCUGAGCCCUUGCCCAGGGCAGGAACACAGGCUGCCCUGCCCUUCGGGUGUCACAUACUAACAGCUGGGAUCUCCAACGGGUGCCAGUAUGGAUGAGACACUCACUGAGCCAGUGCUGAGGUUUCCAGGCCAUUUAGCUGCACAGGGAAGAUGUAGACCCAGGAACUGUGCUGGGAUCUCGAGAAAUAGCUGCGAUUUCUUUUUUCAAUGUGUGUAUGAACUGCGGGGAGGGUUCUGUGACCUGCCUCAGUAUCAGGGCAUGUGGAAAUGAUGCCCUGUCCCCUGAGAGACCUCACAGAAUGAGGGAGGGGGGUCAGGCUUGCAGAGCUCCGCCUGCACUCUGCAGGGACAGCCACCUUUCAGUGCGGAUGUAAAACCAAGGCCCUGACCACCCGCAGUCAGUGAGUGCCCUGGGCAUGUUCCUUUGUUGUUGUCAUUACAAAUCCCAUCUGCGGUGCUGUAAAUAGAGGAGCGACACCAGCCCCCUUCCUCACAGGGCUGACAGUCUAAACUCAGGUGCAGGGCCAGCUCCAGGCACCAGCCAAGGAAGCUCGUGCUUGGGGCGGCAGAUUCUAAGGGGCAGCUUUCUGUUCAAUCCUUGGUGGCACGGCCGCCCUUUUUUUUCCUUUUUUUUCUUUUUUGGUUCACCCUGCUGGGAGCAGGCUGCACGCUCUGUCUGCCCCAGCCGGUGUCGGGUCUGCAGCAAGCCUGGCAGCCCGCGUCCUUCCCUCCCCGCUGACCUUCAAUUCACCUGCAGGCAGGAGCGCUGUGGAGCCCUCCUGGCAGGCGGCGAGGCGGGAGGGGCCGACUGGCGAGCACCCCGGCAGAAGGAAGCCCUGGCUGCCCCCCUUCUCUCGCUCUCCCCCGCUCCCUCCCCCUUCCCACGCACUCCACUGCCCGGGGCACGUCUGCAACGCAGGGAGUCCCGCUAGCCAGCGCAGCCAGGGGAGGCAGCCGUGAGCCACCAAAUAAGUGGCACUGAAAGUUUGCACCCUGGCUCCGGCCGCCCUCCACGGUUUUUAUUUUAUUUUUUUGCUUCGCCGCUCCGACCGCCCUGCACGGUUUUGGUGGGGUUUUUUUUGCUUGGGGCGGCAAAAUAGCCAGAGCGGGCCCUGCUCAGUUGACAGACCAUAAACAGGACCCAGUCGCUGGAGCUUGCAGGCCACAUUUGGGGAAGGUGGAGGCAAAGGGAGCUCGGCCUGUGAUCAUGGGGAGGUUGUUCCAGGCAUGUGGUGCAGGAUGGAAGAAAGUAGGAGACGGGGGUGGACAAGGGUAGGAGGAGGGUACGCACGAAACUCCAGCUCAGGGAACGACGUUCUGCCAAUCUAGCAUGCCCAGCGCAGUUAGUCAGAGAGUUUAUCCUUCUCGCCCUUCUUUAAACACUGUUGUGUGGUGUUAAACAGCUGCCACAUCCCACCCCAGAGCUGGCUGCAUUUCAGAGAUCAGUCUAGAGAGCACUUUGGGAUCCUUCAGGAUGAAAUGUGCUAUAUUAUUAUUUUUAUUGUUAUUUUAUUUGUAUGACAAUAGCUGAUAUAUGGGCUGCAUUGUGCUAGGUGCUGCAAAAACACAUAGUUACAGGCAGUCCCUAUCCCCAAAGAACUUACUAAAGAGACACGGCAGGCAAAAGGUGAGAGGAGACACUGAGGCACAAAGCAGUGAAGUGACUUGCCCAAGAUCACCCAGCAGGUCAGUGGCAGAGCUGACCAUAGACAUCAGUCUCCUGAGUCCCGCUGGCAGUGCAAGCCACAGUGCCAUACGGCUACAGAAGGGAGCUGGGAAGAAACCAAACACCCAGCUGAGACUCCCCUGCCCUCCCAGCUGCUGCAGAUCCCUGCUAUUUCAUCACCCCUACAUAAAUCCCUUCUUUUUAAAAACAGGACCUCUGAUCUGAGAGCAGUGAAGGGGCAAGUGAAACCCCUUCCGAGGAAUCCCAGACAGAGCUUCCCUGCCUUCCAGAGCCCCGGUAGGAUAAAUAAAAGGAGGAGUGCAGGAAACCACUUUGGAUUCAUGCCUGUGUUGUGAGGGGUUGUCCAACCUCUCAGCUCCAAAAGUCAGCAUCUCGGGUCCAAGAAGAAGGAUCCCGUGUCCACCCAGCUCUGGGAUUGUUGUGAAUGCAACAUAAUAAGGGGGGGAUGCCAGGAAAAUGCCUGAGGUACCUCAGUGGGCCAGAUGCAGCCUGGGUGUAAGCACUGAAGCCCGCGGAGUUGUGCCCACCUACACCAUGGCUGAAUCUGACUCAAUAUUUGUUUUGGACCCAUGUGGAGGAGAAGGGGGGAAGCCGGAUGCUGGUUCCCCUCCCGUUAAAUAGGAGGUGCACAGUUGUACGUCAGCCCCUGGAAAGUGCUAGGAGACGCUGGCACUGGGGCAGGUACUGACGUUUCCAAGAGUGGCUAGUAAAAGAAGCACAAGGGAGCCAGCAGCUGGAAGACAGGUCUUUGCAGCAGCUUCAGGCAGGUAUCGGGUCAGGAUGUUAUUGUAGGUCUCAUGCAGGAGGAUAGAGUGUCCCUAUGGGGGAUCAGGCGUCCUGCUGGUGUCACUGCAGGGAGAUCCGUGAAUUCUUUGUAUGAAAAUAAAUCUAUUUAGCCAAUAUUUAUACA